Pipistrellus kuhlii (Kuhl's pipistrelle) is the source of this 1550-nucleotide messenger RNA. RefSeq names its product cilia and flagella associated protein 157 (gene CFAP157). Gene Ontology annotation, cellular component: cilium; ciliary basal body. The record is from RefSeq and is a predicted model, not a curated record. The transcript is spliced from 9 exons. Lineage: Eukaryota; Metazoa; Chordata; Mammalia; Chiroptera; Vespertilionidae. Gene Ontology annotation, biological process: sperm axoneme assembly. Gene Ontology annotation, molecular function: microtubule binding. Bases 1 to 1521 code for a protein of 506 amino acids.
AUGGCUCCCAAAAAGAAGGCAAACAAGGUGGCCAAGGAGAAGAAAAGUGUCAAGGAACCCGUUGUGCCCAUGGAGAUGGCUUUAGCCGAGGAGUUACGGGAGUUCUACCACAUCCAGAUCCGAGACCUGGAGGACAGGCUGGCCCGGUACCAGCACAAGUGGGACGAGCUGGCCGUGCAGGAGAAGCUAUUCCGCCAGGAGUAUGAGCAGCUGGCCAACAAUAAAAAGGAGAUUGUGGCCUUCCUCAAGCGCACGCUCAACCAGCGGAUGGAUGAGAUCGCUGACCUCAAUGAGCAGCUCCAGAGCCUGCAGCUGGCCAAGGAGAUGGAGAAGGAUGCCUUUGAAGCCCAGCUAGCCCAGGUGCGCCAUGAGUUCCAGGAGACCAAGGAUCAGCUCACCACGGAGAACAUCAUCAUUGGGGGGAAGCUGGCAGCCCUGGAGGAGUUCCGGCAGCAGAAAGAGGAACUCUCAGAAAAGUUCUCAUUGCUGGAGGACCAGCUGCAGAAGCAGGAUAAAGAAUACAAGGACUACAUGUACAACCUGGAGAAGAAGUCGGUGCUGGACAGGGACAGAGUGAAGAAGGAGAUCAUUCAGCGUGUGAACCAGGUGGCCACGGACUUCCACAAGGUGGCCACUAGCCAGAUGUGGGACACAACGAAGCAGGCCAUCCUGGAGAACAACACUAUUACCCUGCAGCUGUCCAGGGUCUCCCAGCAUGGCAUCCAGCUGCUGCGGGAGAACGACCAGCUCAAGUGCAACCAAGACAAGCUGUACAAAGAGCUGGAGAUGCUGCGGAACACCAGGCAGGCCAUGGCCAAGCACAGCAAAAACAACCAGAAGAUCAUCCUCAUGCUGACUGAGAAGUACCACGAGCAGCAGCAGGACAAAGCAGAGGCUGAGCACCAGCGUUUCAUGCUGGGCGAACUGGAGCGGAAAGUCCAGCACCUGCAGAAGGACAAGGAGGCACUGAGGAGCCAGAAAAACCAGCUGAGCCAGCAGCUGGAGCACCAGCACGCUGAGGUGCAGCGGCUGCAGCAUGAGCUGGCCAAAGAGCAGAAGGUGCGGGCAAGCCUGGGGACGGCCCUGACCCAGGCCACCAACUUCCUACAGAGUGUUAUGAAGCAUCUGCAACCAGAAGAGGAGGACGGCAACUCCGAAAUAGUGUACCAGCUUCACUGCAAGGAGAUUCUGCGGCAGCUGCUGUCCAUGCUCAGCCCCACCAUGGUCCUGAGUGCCCACCACCGUCAUGGCCAAAAGGAGAGCCAGAGCAGCACUCCGCCACGCAGGAAUGGGUCAAUGCUCCAACAGCUGUCUGACUUCCCAAGCUACCAGCUGAUAGACAUGGGCCUGAUGUCUCGUACGGUCCACCUCUCACCCAACCCCGAAGACCUCAGGGUGCUGUCACACGUCACUCGUAUGAGAUCAUUCCAAACAUUCGGCAGCACUGAGUUCCAACCCUCCGAGUCUUCAAAAAAGAUGAAAAAGCUCAGUCUUCCUGAAGUUUCCCUACUUUCCAAGUAAGACACAGAGAGAAGACCAACCCUCAUCCC